Molecule: messenger RNA, 700 nt
Organism: Vigna angularis (adzuki bean)
Lineage: Eukaryota; Viridiplantae; Streptophyta; Magnoliopsida; Fabales; Fabaceae
Product: receptor-like protein EIX2
Exons: 1
Coding region: 14-700 (228 amino acids)
Molecular function (GO): protein binding
Source: RefSeq, a predicted model, not a curated record
UCGUAUAUAUUCGAUGAAUAUCACUUAUUUUGAAAUGUAUGGCGUUUUUGCUGAGAAAAAUUACACCCUUAGCAUAAGCUUGAUGUGGAAAGGUGUGGAACAGGGGUUCAAAAAUCCAGAGUUACAGCUUAAGAUCAUUGAUAUUUCAAGUAAUAAUUUAAGUGGUGAAAUACCGAAGGAGAUUGGAUAUUUGGUUGGGCUAGUUUCUCUGAAUUUAUACAGAAAUAAUCUGAGAGGAGAAAUUCCUUGUGAGAUUGGUAGUUUAAGAUCACUAGAGUUCAUCGAUUUAUCAAGAAAUCAUUUCAGUGGGAAAAUUCCUUCUUCUCUUUCUGAAAUUGACAGUCUGGGGAAACUAGACUUGUCACACAACUCUCUUUCAGGAAGAAUUCCAUCGGGAAGACACUUUGAAACCUUUGAUGGGUCUAGUUUUGAAGGAAACAUUGAUCUUUGUGGUAAACAACUCAAUAAAAGUUGUCCUGGAGAUGGAGAUCAAACAAUAAUAAAGCUUUCAAAAGCUGAAGCAACCAAUGAUGACGAAGAGAGCUGUUUCUUUGAGGCAUUAUACAUGAGCAUGGGGAUCGGAUACUUCACUGGAUUUUGGAGCUUAGUAGGGCCAAUGCUACUUUGGCGUUCUUGGAGAAAUUCUUAUCUGAGAUUCCUAAAUAAAUUGACAGACAGCAUGUAUGAUCAGUUGUAUUGA